CAAACAUGGCGACAGAAGUACAGAAUUUGGAUGAGAAUGAAAAGAAAAUUGUCAAUGAAUUCUGCCACCAUCUUGAGAAAUCCAAGCAAUUGUUCAACGGUUUAAGGGACUUACCGCAAUAUGGACAUAAGCAAUGGCAGUCAUACUUUGGUCGAACUUUUGACGUGUAUACAAAGCUGUGGAAAUUUCAGCAACAACACAGGGCAAUUUUAGAUUCAAAGUAUGGCUUGAAAAGGUGGCAGAUAGGGGAGAUAGCGUCCAAAAUUGGACAGCUGUAUUAUCAUUAUUACCUCAGAACAAGCGAGACCAAUUACUUGAAUGAAUCAUUUUCUUUUUACUCUGCAAUAAGAAUGAGAGCAUAUUAUUCUAAAGCAAGUAAAGAAGAAAGGCCUGACCUAAUGGUGAAGAAGCUGAGAUAUUAUGCCAGAUUUAUUGUCGUGUGUUUACUGCUCAAGAAAAUGAAACUUGUCAGAGACUUGGUUAGAGAACUGGCUAAGCAAAUUGAUGACUAUACUGGAACGUAUGAACCUGAGGAUCACAUGGAGUGGAACCUGGUCCUUGGAGAGAUAAAAGCUUUCAUUGAGGCGGACAGUAUCAUCAAUGUGGUGGACGUAGAUUCAUCAUCAAUAGUGCUGUCCCAUAGACUGACACCACUUAAUACCCCACCCCUGGAGAAGGGAACACCUGUCUACCUGACUCUCCAGGAGGUGCUCAUUGUUGGCAACUGUCAUGAACAGGUAAAGUUUAGUGAACUGACCCUGGACAUGUUCCGAAUGCUGCAGACACUGGAGAGAGAGCCACAGGACGACUUGUCCAAUCAGAUAUAUGACAACUCCCCCGCUCCUGGUCGCACCCCUUUUGAAAAUGGUGACCGUACAAACAAGAGAGACAACCCCCACAAGUACCUGCUGUACAAGCCCACCUAUGGACAGCUCAACACAUUUCUGGCCUCCGCCUUCAAGGAGCUGCCACCCAAUGGUGCCAUGGUCUUGUACAUAUCAGCUGACGGUUGCCCUGGCAACCAGAAACACACUGAUGAUGCUGCCUAUGACUUGGGCGGUGUCAUUACAAACAGCAGAAGGGAAGGGGAAGAACAGAAUAAAAGCAAAAAGGCUGAACUGUAUAAAGAAAUGCAUUGUUUACACCCAGGAGACUUGUAUCCCUACACCAGAAAACCUUUGUUUCUCAUCAUAGACAGCAGCAAUAGCUCAGCUUUUCAGAACUUUCCCAACAUGUUUGGUCAGCCUCUAGUAUGUCUGCUGUCUCCUGAACAAGUUCCUGUUACAAUGCAGGAUCAACAACUGAAGGGCAAUUUGUUCACAUUAUUCCUUCACUGCCCACUGAUGGCUAUGUGUUGUGUGUGUAACAUUGGGGACAUCCCCAUCACCCUUUGGGACAAGUGCCAGGCACAAGUAGACAAGUUUGUUGCUGAUGCCUCAAAGUUGUUCAGUCGAGCUAGGAAACUAGAUCAUGCUUACGUUCAGUUCCUUGGUGAUGACUUUCUACGACUUUUGCUUCUUAGAUUUGUGUUCUGCUACAUUGUGCUAAUACUUCAUAGAGGAUUUAAGGGCCCCAGCUACUACCCAGCCUCCCACCCAGCCCUGCCCACAGAUGAAAUCCUGGAGCACCCAGCUCUGUAUAAACUAGUCCUUGACCUCGCCAACAUGUUAGAAGUCCGAGGCCUGUUUGCCGAGCCUGGGGAUGUGGAUAUAUCUGCAUAACCUUCACCUAGACCCACUUAUUUAUUAUUUAUUUUCCUGCGAUAUUUUUAACUACCAGUACGUUUUAUAUCUGUUGAUGUCAUCAACUCAUAUAAGUCAUAAUAAUACAUUUUUUUUAAAAAGAAAAAAACUUUUUUAUCAAUUUGGACAUAUUGUGCAUAUUAAUCCUUCACUUUUGAAGAAGUUUUAUUUUUUGUCAAAAGCGUGAAUAGUUUUUAUUCUGUUUCAUUGAAGUUUGCUCAGUUUAAAAAAUAUUAACAAAGCCAUUAAACAUUUAAGUUAUUUAUAUAGAGACAGUGAAAGACUCAUAUUAUAGCAUUCUUAUUGAUAUAGUUUAUACAAGCUAUUUCAACUUUGUUAUAGACGUUGUCAAUGUUAUACUUUAGUUAGCUUGCUACUAAACUUCUGCUUGUAGAUAUAAUUAUGACUAAACCGUGUUGUUUAAUACAAGGUGUUGUUAAGUUUAAAUAUAUUUCUUUAUGAAAUGUGUGAGGGAAAAAUAUAAUUUUUGUUGUUUUGAAGCUGCUAUUGUGACUAUCCAGUGAGAACUGAAUAUUAAAAGGCACUAGAAUUUCUUGGCGUUAAGUAGAUUUUUUUUUUUAAUUUUAAUGCAGCAGCUAGUCCAUAGCAGGAAACAGCUAGUCU
This is a messenger RNA of Physella acuta, 2366 nucleotides long. RefSeq names its product protein SCAI. The record is from RefSeq and is a predicted model, not a curated record. Lineage: Eukaryota; Metazoa; Mollusca; Gastropoda; Physidae. Gene Ontology annotation, biological process: DNA-templated transcription. Gene Ontology annotation, molecular function: transcription corepressor activity.